Messenger RNA from Homalodisca vitripennis (glassy-winged sharpshooter), 822 nucleotides. RefSeq lists its product as uncharacterized. NCBI's taxonomy places the organism in Eukaryota, Metazoa, Arthropoda, Insecta, Hemiptera, Cicadellidae. The transcript is spliced from 7 exons. The record is from RefSeq and is a predicted model, not a curated record. Bases 1 to 690 code for a protein of 229 amino acids.
AUGCUGGUUAAGGCCACCUUGGCACCGGGGGUGAAGGCGGCUGCAGCUACCCCGCAGCAGAUCCGACAGCUGACACUGCAGAACCAGCUCUUGGCACAGCAACGCAGCAAGUUGACUGGUCAGAAAGUGGCACAGCUGGGUCAAGUCAUGGUGACGAACAAAGGAGUGCCAGCCCAGCUGAUUGUGCAGUCUCAGAAGUCUGUACCUACCACCAUGACCAUGCAGCAGAUUCAGCAGGUCAUCAAGCAUGUCCAUCCUCAGCACAUUGCUCAUGUGUCUGCGAGUGGUCAGACUGUAGCCAGUCAAGGAGCAUCUGGCCAGGUGAUCUCUCACGCCGUCCUCGCUAAGCCAGGAACCUCUCAGACUAGGGUCAUACCACAGCAGAGCAUCAAGCAGACUAUACAGGUGGUAACAGCGUCUCCAGGAGUACGCACAUCCGUGCCCAACGUGACGAUAGACUCGGCCGGUCGCCCUACAGUCAGUAUGGCCAGUGCUGCCAUCAAAGUCACCUCCGCCGCCCAGCAACAAGCCCUCCUCAACCAGGUGACAGCUGCAUUCCAGCAGGGUCAGCAGAUAGCUGUGAGACAGACUCCUGUACGGAUUCAAGCCUCAGGCUCCUCUUACUCCCCUAGUGGCAGUAGCUGUCACUCAGGCCCCCACCCUGCUUACUCUCUCCCACCCUCAACCUGACAAUAGCCAGAACCAGUAAAACGGAUAGAGGACAUCUGGACCAUUUUUGCACUGAAAUCAUGUCUUCUUUGAAUAAGUUUUUAUUGUAUUUCUUUAAGCCCAUACAUAAUUUUCUUCCAAUUUUGAAUAUGC